This is a messenger RNA of Corylus avellana, 1523 nucleotides long. Its product is annotated as GDSL esterase/lipase At4g10955-like. The record is from RefSeq and is a predicted model, not a curated record. NCBI's taxonomy places the organism in Eukaryota, Viridiplantae, Streptophyta, Magnoliopsida, Fagales, Betulaceae.
UCAUAUUAAUUAGAACAAGUACGUGGGAGGAAGAGAGGAAGAGACAGAAACCCACCUUGGCCAGCCUUCUCUGGCUCUAAAUCCAACGUUAACCUCCCCAAAUAGUCGCCGGAGACUUCGAAUUCUGGUCAAAUCCGCCGGAAUCCAGACGACCCGGCCCAGCCCGGUUAAUACUCGAGAUUUUUCUCUGAUUGAUAGCGUUGGAGUACGUCUUCUUGACGUUUCUUUCAUUCCAAGGAGUUAAUCUGAGUUUAUUUUAGAGGAUACCAUACGGAAUAAUAAUGCCUUCUCGUAAGAAGAUUAAGAAGAUUGAGGAGCAAGAUUUCCACAUUUCGGGACCUGUACAUCUCACACGUGCUGCUGCCUGGACAAAUCCAGAUCAGGGAAGAUGUAUCAUUGCCAGCUUGGUUCAGGGAGUCUACUGUCUAGAGUACGAUCGCCUGCGAGUACUCCAGGGGAAGCGCCAUCGCCAUGGAGCUCAAGCUCUUGCUCCACCCUGGUGGGAAUCCAUCCAUUUCCGAUUGUUUCGUGUUCUCGAAGAUGUUGACGGCUCCAUAAUCGGCGCCAUUUAUGAGUACGAGCAUGAGCAUCCACCUUCUCCCCAAAAUCCAGACGUCCCAAGAUAUGUCAUUGCCUUUCGGGGCAUAAUCAGGAAAAGGCGCAUCAUUUUGAAGGACCUGACGUCAGGCCUCGGGUGGGUCCUUAACGAGCUUCAACGGCGCUCCAGCCGCUUUCAUUGCGCAAUGCACGAGGUCCAGCAGAGGGUUGCUGUUGCCGGAGCUCAAAAUGUGUGGUUGGCCGGACACUCUCUGGGGGCAGCAAUUGCAAUGGUUGUCGGAAAGAACAUGGUGAUCAAGAAGAAUUGUUUGCUUAAAACAUAUCUUUUCAAUCCACCAUUUGUAGGCAUCCCCAUUGAUUCGCUGAUCAACGAUGAGAAAUUGAAGCAGGGCAUCCGCUUUGCAAGCACCGGCGUCAAGGCAAUUCUCAUCAAUGCUGUAGCACUAGCAGGUGAUCUCCAUCACCAACAAAGACAUGAUCAUGACUCUUUUGCUGCGGUAUCUCGCUGGCAACCUUACUUGUUCGUGAACAAAAAUGAUCCAAUUUGCGCAGGGUAUAUUGAUUACUUUCGAAAAAGAGAGGAAAUGAAGCAGAGUGGAGCUGAAACUGAAAGGAUUGCAGAAAAGAGCUCCAUUGUGAGUCUAUUCUCAAGCGCAGUGUUCGGAGGAGAUUUAGAAGCAUCGCAUCUUCUUCCCUCGGCGCAUGUAACUACUAAUACGGGUUCAACGCCAGAUGUCGAGCAAGCUCAUGGAAUUGAUCAGUGGUGGGAUCGUUUUCUUAUCAGUGAAUCCAUGCUCUAUCAGUAUCACCCCCAUUGAAUCUCAGGAGUCCAACCUUGCAAAAAUCUGCACCAACCAACAAGUUCUAUAUAUAUCUAUAUAUAUGUGUGUGUAUGUGUUUAUGUGACAAAUUAACGUGUUGUUAUGAACUUGGUUAGAUUUAAAACUAAUCAAACUUUUUGUCCU